AUGGUAUGUGCUGCGGUCAGUGCCUAUACUGCGCCUGCACUUAUGACCGUUUGUUUAUUUACUGAUCAUUGGAUCUAUGGAAAUCAAACAAGAUUAUCACAAAAUCCAACAAUAAAAGUAGGCGAAAUACGAGUUGUAAAUUAUACUUAUCAUCGAAUUGGUUUAUGGCAAGAAUGUGCAAAAGAAGUAAUGGAUGCUCCAUAUAUAUGUGAGAUUGUUAAAUGGUCAAAAGCAGAAGCAAAAUUAGAAAAAGGUUUUAAAGCUGUAUCAUAUCGAUCAGCACCUAGUAUGGUUUGUUUUUCAGCUGCAUCCGUUCUUUUAAUAAUUGCUAUAUUUUUGUUUACUCGUGGUCUUUGUAAACGACGUCGAAAAGCUGUUUUCUUCAUCUCAGGACUUUUAUUUUCUAUCUCAGGUUUACUAACCAUGGUUGGCGUUACCUUAUAUGUUUCAAUUACAACAGAAGAAUCAGUUAAAAUCGAUCAAGAUCAUCCGGUGAUGCAAUGUUCCUAUGGAUAUUCGUUUUUAUGUGCUGUUUUAUCAUUUGUUUUACAAGAAUUAACUGGUGUUUUAACUGUUUAUUGGUUUAUCUAUCGUUUUCGUGCACUCGUACGUAAACAAGAAAAAUUACGUGAACGUACUCGUCAACUUAUGGGAAAUUGUCUAUCAAUGACAACUGCUUUACCAUUCAAUCUCGCUUCAUUUCCUCCAACAAAUAAUCAUAGUACAAAACCGAUUGCAAAUCGUUCAAAUCAAAAUCAUACACAGUAUCCAUAUAAUAUAUCCAAUGAUGUAUCGAAUCCAUUAAUACAUAAACAAAAAAGACGUUUACCAUUUGAUACAUCAUAUACAUCAUCGUCAUUACAACGAACUGAUAAAAUAUCUUAUUCACCACGAUCACCAACAGUAGCUUAUGGUGAUUAUUGUCGUGUUUUAAUUCGUGCUGAAGAUAUGGAUUUACUUACACAAAUGGUUAAAUCAAAAUCACAAGCACAAUUAUUAGCAAAUUCAAGACCGACAACACCAGCACCAUUGAUAAAUUCAAAAAUUACAACUAUUACUCAUAUAUCACGACCCGAUAAUGAUAAUACAAUGCGACGAAAUUCAAAGAAAGGUGUUAAACGGACUACAUCUGUUUAA
Molecule: messenger RNA, 1137 nt
Organism: Adineta steineri
Lineage: Eukaryota; Metazoa; Rotifera; Eurotatoria; Adinetida; Adinetidae
Source: the annotation of a GenBank genome assembly